Chrysoperla carnea is the source of this 1647-nucleotide messenger RNA. Its product is annotated as esterase FE4-like. NCBI's taxonomy places the organism in Eukaryota, Metazoa, Arthropoda, Insecta, Neuroptera, Chrysopidae. The coding region runs from base 4 to 1647 and encodes 547 amino acids. The record is from RefSeq and is a predicted model, not a curated record. The transcript has 7 exons.
ACUAUGCAUUUCUGGAAAUUUAUUUUGUCGUUUUUAAUUGUUAAAAUUUUUUGGAUUAAGGCAAUAAAAUUACGUGAAUUGACAGUAAAUACAUCGUCCGGUUGUGUACAAGGUUUUUAUUUGCAAUCUUUCAAUAAUGAAUUUAUUGGAUUUGAAGGAAUACCGUUUGCAGAGCCACCAAUUGGAAAUUUACGAUUUAAGGAACCAGAACCAAUUCGACCAUGGAAUUCAACUUUCAUCGCUAACAAAACUAUUGCUUGUAUUCAUUUGGAUAUGCCAACUAACGAAAUUUUGGGCCAAGAAGAUUGUCUUGUAAUAAAUAUUUACACGCCAAAAUUUAUUUACAACGAUCAACUAUUGAAUACAAUUGUUCAUAUUCAUGGCGGUUUGUGGUUAUACGAAGCUGGCUAUUAUUACAGGCCAGAUUUAUUGUUACAACAUAAUGUAGUCUACGUAACAUUUAAUUAUCGUUUGGGAGCGCUUGGAUUUCUUAGCACGGAGAAUGAAAUUGUCUCUGGCAAUAAUGGUUUAAAAGAUCAAGUUUUGGCAUUACAGUGGCUACAAAUAAAUAUCGAAAAAUUUGGAGGGAAUCCUAAAUCUAUAACGCUAACUGGUUGGUCAGCGGGCGCUGCGAGUGUAACUUUGCAUUACUUAUCUCAAAAAUCUGUGGCACUAUUCAACAGGGGGAUUGCAUUAAGUGGAACAUGUUUAAGUUCGCAAUAUUUAACUUAUAAACCGUUAGAUAAGGCUAAACAAUUAGCCGCGAGACUUGAUUGUCCAAGUGAUUGUGUUUUCAAUAUGGUCAUAUGUUUACGAAAUCGACCAGCAAAAAGAAUCGUUGAAGAGCAAACAUUGGGAAUCGAUCCAAAUUAUGCUGUAACAUUUUUUGGCGCAGUUGUUGAAAAUGCAUCGAAUCCAAAUGCAUUUUUAAUAAAAUCACCGUGGGAUAUUUUGGUACUGCAAGAUGAUAUUGUACAAGAUUUACCAUUAAUUUUUGAAAAUGUUCGCGAUGAAGGUUUAAAUCCAACUGUCACAUAUUUAACUCAACCAGAAUAUUUUGAAAAAAUUAAUACAAAUUGGACGAAUUUAGCUCCGAUAAUUUUAUGUUACAAUGAUACGAUUGAAGUAGAAAGAUGGCAAUGCUUGGCAGAGGAUAUCCGUGAUAAAUAUUUAGGUGGACAACCGAUUUCCAAUCUAAAUUAUCAAUAUUAUCAAAAGAUUUUGACUGAUCGAAUUUACUUGGUGCCAAUGCAGGAAUCGGCAACACGUUUUGCCCAAAAGUUGAAUAUUUCUGUGUAUUAUAACAUAAUGACGUAUCGUGGUGAAUUUAGCACAACGAAUGAGCUUGCUAAUAAUCGUAUUAAUUAUGGUGUUUGUCAUGGUGACGAUUUACAAUAUAUUUUACCACGCUUACUUGUUAAUCAUUCGUUUAGUUCCAAUUUUCGGGCAAUGAGUAGAAUUUUUGUUGAUAUGUGGUUACAAUUUGCCAAUGAUAGUACUGUUAAAAUUGGUAAUUUAAAAGCGCCACCAUUCAAACAAGAUUAUAAUGCAGUAUUUAAUUUUGUGGAAAUUGCUUCACCAUUUUAUCAAACUAUCAAGGUGACAGAAACAUUAGCGAAUUAUUUUGAUUUUUGUUAUGAGCAUUGA